CAUAGUAUUUCAGUUCGUUAUAAAAUCAUAUCGCAGGAUGGAGAAUGAAGACAUCGCAACUAAGCCCGUCACCAGACCCACAUCAACGCCACCAUCAACUGAAACAAUAGUACACACAAAUGGCGUAGAAGCAAAAGACAUAUCGCCAACAAGAUCCCCAAAACUUCAAGGCUAUGAAUUUUACCGCAAAGUCCUUGGAUCCCCUCAGUUUGUUGUGGUGCCAAUGGUGGAUCAAAGUGAAUUGGCUUGGCGUAUGCUUUGUCGCAAGUACGGUGCCCAACUAUGCUAUUCACCAAUGUUUCACAGCAAUUUGUUUGCCAAAGAUCUGAAGUAUCGCAAGGAUGCACUACAAACAUGCCCCGAAGAUCGGCCAUUAAUUAUACAGUUCUGCGGUAACGACGCAGAAACGCUGCUGGAUGCUGCACUCUUAGCACAAGAACACUGCGAUGCGGUUGACAUAAACUUGGGAUGCCCGCAAGCAAUAGCAAAGCGUGGACACUAUGGUGCAUUUCUGCAGGACGAUUGGGAGCUAAUUACUGAAAUUGUCAACACAUUGCAUAAGAGGCUCUCUGUGCCAGUCACAUGCAAAAUUCGUGUGUUCGAAGACCGCAAACGAACUAUCGAGUACGCAAAAAUGCUCGAGGCCUCAGGUUGCCAACUGCUUACUGUACAUGGACGAACACGAGAGCAAAAGGGGCCGCUAACUGGGAUCGCUGAUUGGACUUAUAUAAAAGAAGUGAGGUAUUGCAUGUUUAACUCAAAACUUUACAAUACAUAUAGUAAAAAUUAUGCGUUUUUUUAUUGUGGGGCGCACAGUGUCAGAUUUGGCCAAUCCAGCAGCAGAUUAAGUCUGUACUUUUGCUCGCCCGCGGACGCCCGCGGGUGCCCGAAAAUGCUGUUGAGAGCCACUUUGAGAAAGUAUUUUUUGCUUCUCAUUAGCCCUAAGUUUGUGAAAACUGUCAAACUUCCAGAAGAGAAGGAAGAAAUUUAAAAAUUCAAAUUUUAA
This is a messenger RNA of Rhagoletis pomonella (apple maggot), 1006 nucleotides long. RefSeq names its product tRNA-dihydrouridine(16/17) synthase [NAD(P)(+)]-like. Gene Ontology annotation, molecular function: flavin adenine dinucleotide binding; tRNA dihydrouridine synthase activity. Lineage: Eukaryota; Metazoa; Arthropoda; Insecta; Diptera; Tephritidae. The transcript is spliced from 4 exons. The coding region runs from base 38 to 991 and encodes 317 amino acids. The record is from RefSeq and is a predicted model, not a curated record. Gene Ontology annotation, biological process: tRNA processing.